AUAUAUAUAUAAAUCAACCUGUAUCGUAGGUUAUGUCGAUCAGAUAUCGAAUUCUUUGACGUUUUCGUCGACGCGUUUUGGACAUGGGUUUGUUUGGAAAAUCGCAGGAAAAAAAUCCUAAGGAAAUGGUUCAAGAGUGGACUCACAAAUUGAGGAAGGAGGGUUAUCAGCUCGACAGACAGGUUAGAGCAAUUCAGAGAGAGGAAGAGAAAGUAAAACGUUCUAUGAAAGAAGCAGCAAAAAAAGGAGACAAAGAUGUGUGCAAAAUUCUCGCAAAGGAAAUUAUAAGGGCUCGUAAAGCCUGCAAUAAGAUUUACACUUCCAAAGCACACUUAAAUUCUGUAUCGUUACAAAUGAAAAAUCAGUUGGCGACAAUCAGAGUUGCUGGUUCAGUAUCUAAAUCUACAGAAGUGAUGCAAGCAAUGCAGUCUUUAGUGAGAGUACCAGAAGUAGCUGCAACUAUGAGAGAAAUGUCAAAAGAAAUGAUGAAGGCAGGUAUUAUUGAGGAAAUGUUGGACGAAACGAUGGAUUCUAUUGAGGAUUCUGAAGAUAUGGAAGAUGAAGCUGAUGAAGAAGUUGACAAGAUUUUAUGGGAAGUAACAGCUGGCCAAUUGGGUACAGCUCCUGCAGUUGUCACAGAAAAUCCUGAAGUUCCUUCUACCUCUGCAGAAGAGGAAGUAGAAGAAGACGACAAAGAACUUGAAGAAAUGAAGAACCGAUUGCAAAGUCUUCGCAGUUAGAUGAAUAAUUAAAUAAUUGAAAAAUAUUUGUAUUAUACAAAUGUCAGGGAAAUAAGUAUCUUAAUACCAUUUUUAUUAAAUAAAUAACAUGUUAUAAAUAGUAGCACUUGCCUAUUUAUCAUAAUGUUAUUUUGCUAUUUUAUGUAAAUAUUGUAAUAUUAUAAUAUUGCAGCUAUUUUAUCGCUUUGUAGAACAAGUAUUAUAAGCACUGUAUAUCUAUUUUUACACUCAUUAUUCAAUAAUUUUGUUUAUACUUACAAUUAUGAGUAAUUGUGAAGAAAAAUUAUGCAAAUUAAAAUAAGUUUAGGAGAAAGUAAA
Messenger RNA from Monomorium pharaonis (pharaoh ant), 1058 nucleotides. RefSeq names its product charged multivesicular body protein 3 (gene Vps24). The transcript is spliced from 5 exons. Gene Ontology annotation, biological process: endosome transport via multivesicular body sorting pathway; protein transport; late endosome to vacuole transport. The record is from RefSeq and is a predicted model, not a curated record. Gene Ontology annotation, cellular component: multivesicular body; ESCRT III complex. Bases 84 to 740 code for a protein of 218 amino acids. NCBI's taxonomy places the organism in Eukaryota, Metazoa, Arthropoda, Insecta, Hymenoptera, Formicidae.